GUUGGUAGGUGCUGUCGGUUUUCUCGACUUAAGUCGACCUAGGAAGCUCUACGAGUCUCCCGGCGGUAACCGUGGUUGCUUGGCUCAAGGCGUGGUUGCUCAAGGCGUGGUUGCUCUUCGCAUCCGACAGGGGUUUUAAACUCUGCCUGGACCUCGCCUCCAGUUUAGAGCCCCUACGCCAGCAAAGCUUGUGUUCCGCUUACGUUACGAGGGCACGCACGCAGUCAAGCGCAGACUCCGUGACAGCCAUCACGGUGCCCGAUCUCUGCACUCUUGCCAGUUUUCAAUCGUGUGUGGAUUUGUUGUGCACUCAGGACGCAUUACAGAUAACAGAUCUCCAGAUUGGUUGCAGUUUUCUUUUAUUCUCUAAUCGAUGUUGUCUUCUCUUGGUGGACCCCCUUGGUAUUCAUACUCAAGUGAGCGGUCUCAGAUAAGUCACGACUGGCAUGCAUGUUACAACACUCAUACUUCCCCUACUCUGUCCCCCGUGUCUGGUCCCAAAUCGAUCAGUUGGAAGCGCAAGACCCGUAGAUUGACUCUGGCUGCCUGGAGGCAGAUUGAGGUGGACUAUAGCUUGUUUACCGUUCCGUUCGACACCACACGCGCUCCCGCCACAAUCUAUCUGGCUGGUGCCCUCGGCGAACAUGUUGGUCCUUCGCAGGUGCAUUCUGACGGCCUCAGUUCUUCCGCUCAAGUUUUCAGGCCUAGCGGUCCAGUGGUGGGCAGUUCUUCCGCUCGAGUUUCAGGCAGGGAAAGAGGCGACAAGAGGGGGCGAGAGGAAAGCGAUGGCCGUUCUUCAAACCAGGGCAGUGCUUUAAAUCAUGGCAGUUAUUCAAUUCAAGGUUCUUCCAAUCAAGUUUCUUCAAAUCAAUUGGGCAGUUGUUCCAACCAGAGCAGUCCUUCAAAUCAAGGUUCUUCCAAUCAAGUGUCUUCAAACCAGGUUGGAGCUUCGUCAGAGGUUGGUGCGAGUGCGGACCCAACAGUGGAAGCUUCGUCAGAGGUUGGAGCUUCGUCAGAGGUUGGCGCUUCGACAGAGGUUGGAGCUUCAAAUCAAGGUUCUUCCAAUCCAGUUUGCUCCAAUCAAGUUUCUUCCAAUCAAGCUUCGUCCGAGGUUGGAGCGAGUGCGGACCCAACAGUGGAAGACAGAGAUCCAGAGGAGAUGUGUGAGGAGAUGUUUGAGGAGAUGUUUGAGGAUGUAUGCCAGCAUCUCCUUCCGAGGCCACAUGUGGACCCGAGUCGACUGCGAGCGUACAUGAUGUUGUUUCCAAAAUACCAUGACGAUGGGGAAUCGAGUGAUAGUGAGUUCGAAAGUGCGCAGACUGAAUGGGUUGUCGACUUCUUAGCGGCUUACACAAGCUGCCCUCGGGAGGAGAGGGAUCAUUUCUUGCACGAAUGGGCUGACCUCCUCGAGUAUGGAUGUUAUCCCGACAUGCUCCGAACCCUCCAGGACAUAGUCGCACACGAUGGGCUUGCUAUUCAUUAUCGGUCUCUCGCACAACACUUCCUUGGACGCCUAUUGGAGACGAUGGAUUAGAGUUAUCGCUGUGUUGGUUGAAACGUUAUUGAACUGGCUCCCAAAACUCAGCACGGGUUGAAGCGACCCUUUUCUGCCCAAUGGGAGCUUAUCUUCUUGGGACUUCGCAUAUAUACGGUUAGGGUGUUUCCUUCCCUUCCAAACGUUUGGUCUGCCUGUUGGUCGGUUGUGGCUGAUUUCGGAACAGUGUGGAUCUCCCUCAAUAAUCAUGUGUAUCCAAAGUUUCGUGUUGGUAACCUCUUGUAUACUGGAGUUGCGUAAUUGUUGACCGCUUUAGUGUAAUGUGGCUUCUGCACAUGUUGCUUCAUGUCAUAUUCUAAGGCUUCGCCUUGUUGUGCACUCCCCGUGGUGAGACGUUUACUAACUAGCAUCCCUUGUAGGUUGUCCGCUGUCUCGCUUUUGGCGAGUCGUGGAUGCUUCGUGUUGGAUGGCGAGCAUCUGCUCCGCUGCUGCGGACCUGAAUCUUGAGCGGGGACUCCUCUGUCCCUGUGGGCUCCGAGCAAAGCAAAAACCAAGAUUACCGCUGGACCUUCAUAGAGCUCUGAAUAGACCGAAUUCGCUACGAGAUAACAAAGUAUUAUUUAGCAGUUGCCGGAGAUCUUAGCACGCCUCUGGCCCGUUUUUUUGGGCCAGUUCCUCUGCUUUUGGGUGUGCCUCAAUAUGUCGCCAUGGCACCAGGUCGUUUUUAACCUCGGGUGGGCUGUGUGGUUACAGCUCGAACGUCGUCGCGUAAAUGGAAACAUUUUUACCAGUGACCCGGCGAGGCGUUCUCAAACGAAUGCCGUGGCGAACGCUGUGGGCGGCGCCAAGAUGGAGCUUUGCGUGCGCGUGAAGCAAAAAUUCCUACCGGGGGAAUACGACGUGCAGGUCGUAAGCGCUAAGAAGCGCCGUGUUUCGUAGGUGGCUGCGCGCGCCGUGUGCGAGGUCGGGGCGAGAGAGCAGAGG
Messenger RNA from Prorocentrum cordatum, 2479 nucleotides. The record is from the annotation of a GenBank genome assembly. Lineage: Eukaryota; Dinophyceae; Prorocentrales; Prorocentraceae.